Erythranthe guttata (spotted monkey flower) is the source of this 1224-nucleotide messenger RNA. RefSeq lists its product as hypothetical. The record is from RefSeq and is a predicted model, not a curated record. Lineage: Eukaryota; Viridiplantae; Streptophyta; Magnoliopsida; Lamiales; Phrymaceae.
AGAUGGCCUAAGUGAUGAAAUGCAUAAGAUCAACGGUCAAAACUAAACGAACUUCCAGUAAAAUCGUUGUCGACGAUAGCCCGACCCGAACAAAUUAUCGCGCAAAAAUCCCAAAAGGAAGAACAAACAGAGAAGCAAGUGAAUCAACUCGCGGAAUAAAAAGAACUUCACAUCUCGGAAUUUUAUCCUGUUAAUUAAGUUGUAAUUAAUAGCUUUUUCGUAAUUUCUCUGGUUUCGAUCCGACGACGACGUUUAUUGUAAUUAAUAGGUAAAUUAGAAAUGGCUGAAACAAAAUCAGGUAUGAGGAAGCCAGUUUUCAUCAAGGUUGAUCAAAUCCGGCCAGGCACGAAUGGUCACAAUCUUGUGGUGAAGGUUGUGAGUUCGAAGAUGGUGCUGCAAAAGGGCAGGCCAGACGGGCCGCAGUUUAAUCAAAUGCGUAUUGCUGAAUGUCUGGUCGGAGAUGAAACCGGGAGUAUCCUUUUUACUGCAAGGAAUGAGCAAGUGGAAAUGAUGAAGCCCGACGCUACAAUAAUUCUACGAAACGCGAGAAUUGACAUGUUCAAAGGGUCAAUGAGGCUUGCUGUGGAUAAAUGGGGGCGUGUAGAAGUCAGUGAACCAGCCAACUUCGAUGUCAAAGAGGACAAUAACCUCUCGCUCGUAGAAUAUGAAUUGGUAAACGUUGUGGAGAAGUAGAAAAAAACAGGGACAAUCUUUCUAGUCUCUUUUUACGGGGUUAUUAAAAAAUGAAUCAGGCCAAGAAGUGGAUGUUGUGUUAGGAGAUUGAAAGGUGAUAAUUUCGUGCUCACAAGAAAGUUCCGGUUUUAGUAAGAAGCAACUAUCUCAAUCUCGUAUGUGCGGAUAAGUGUUCUGUAGUAGCUGAUCAGCUUUGGAGCAGUGGCAUAGUAAAAAUAAUUAUCGCAGCAGUUACAAAUACUUCGGCAUGUGCAGAUCGUUGAAGACUUAAAUUUCGUCACGUGUUCUUUUUGCCCCCACUAUAUGAAGCAAUGAACAUGUAUGUGUAUGUUAGACAGGAAAUGGGAUCUUUAUUUGGCUGUUAAAUACUAUUUACUAUAUGAUGCUUUUUUUUUUCAAGGCAAUGAAUUUGAUCAUUGUUUUAUAUCAAUCUCUAGUUAUGGUGUUCAGAUUGUGUUUGUAUAAGCCAUAAGGGCACUUUUUCUUUGAACAAGGCGACGUAGUUUACCUCGACCGGAGCUCGGAGCUCAG